AAGAAUUGAAAUUUCUUGUUGGUUUUGGUUUGUGUUAUUGGAUUUGUUUUAUCAAUUUAUUUAAUUGUAAUUAAUUAAAUUUUGUUACAAUCAUGAAAUUAAACGCUAAGGUUAAGUCUAUCGGUGUUAAGGAUGUCAAUCAAUCUGUUUUGGUAAUUGAAGUUGCCAAAUUUCUUAAAAAGUCUGGCAAAUUACCAAUUCCAACUAAAUUAGACAUCGAUAUCGUUAAAACUGGUCUAUUCAAGGAACUCGCUCCAUUUGAUCCUGAUUGGUAUUACGUUAGAUGUGCAGCCAUUGCUAGACAUCUUUAUCUUCGAUCACCAUCAGGUGUUGGUUCCCUUAGACGUGUAUUUGGAGGUAGAUACCGACGAGGUGUUCGACCAUCACACUUUUGCAAGGCUAGUGGAACAGUUCUUAGAAAAGCUUUACAAAGUUUGGAAGCAUUAAAAUGGGUUGAAAAGGAUCCAGUCUCUGGAGGACGUAAAUUGACAUCACAAGGUGUCCGAGAUUUGGACAGACUUUCAGCUCAACUUAAGGCAACAACCAGAAGUGAAGUGAUCCUGUAAACAAUAGCAACAUUUACGAGACUUUCAAUUCGUAUUACAUAAAAAACAAAUAAAUUAAAAGUCCUUAUACAAAAAAA
Messenger RNA from Panonychus citri (citrus red mite), 643 nucleotides. Its product is annotated as 40S ribosomal protein S19S-like. Gene Ontology annotation, biological process: translation; ribosomal small subunit assembly. The transcript has 2 exons. Lineage: Eukaryota; Metazoa; Arthropoda; Arachnida; Trombidiformes; Tetranychidae. The coding region runs from base 93 to 566 and encodes 157 amino acids. Gene Ontology annotation, molecular function: structural constituent of ribosome; RNA binding. Gene Ontology annotation, cellular component: ribosome; cytosolic small ribosomal subunit. The record is from RefSeq and is a predicted model, not a curated record.